This is a messenger RNA of Branchiostoma floridae (Florida lancelet), 2775 nucleotides long. RefSeq names its product G-protein coupled receptor 54-like. The coding region runs from base 251 to 1414 and encodes 387 amino acids. The record is from RefSeq and is a predicted model, not a curated record. Gene Ontology annotation, cellular component: membrane. The transcript has 5 exons. NCBI's taxonomy places the organism in Eukaryota, Metazoa, Chordata, Leptocardii, Amphioxiformes, Branchiostomatidae. Gene Ontology annotation, biological process: G protein-coupled receptor signaling pathway. Gene Ontology annotation, molecular function: G protein-coupled receptor activity.
AAAUCCUAGGUUAUCAAAACGUGAUUGAAAACAGACAGAAAAAAAGAGAUAUGCAAAUCCUUAGGUUGAGUUUUAAUUAUUGGUUUUGCUGUAAUUGAAGUAACGGUCUACCGAUGAAGAGAUGGCUGAGUUAUAACCGAACUAUUGCUGGCACUGUGGCCCCUCUACCUUGAAGGUUUAAUCCGAGGCUAUCAACACUUGAUUGACGACCGACAGAAAAAGGAGUGCUGCAAGUGUUCACGGUCUAACCAUGGCUAACAACACAACGUGGGAGAAUUCCACGGUCCCAGAAGAUGACAUCAGCGACGUUAAGUCUUUACCGGACACGGGUGGGUCUCCCCUCGGCGCCGAGGCCAUUGCAGGGCCGAUCGUCUUCGGUUUGAUCUGCGUGGUCGGCUUGAUGGGGAACUUGCUGGUCAUCUACGUGGUGUGGAAGUAUGACCAGAUGAAGUCAGUGACCAACUACUACAUCGUGAACUUGGCGGUGACAGACGUGUCGUUCUUGCUGUGCUGUGUUCCCUUCACCGCUGCUGGCUUCACCACGACGAGCUGGAACUACGGACUCUUCAUGUGCAAGUUUGUCAACUACUUCAUGCAGGUUACGGUGCAGGCCACGUGUUUGACGCUAGCAGCCAUCAGUGUGGACCGGUACUGUGCUAUCGUGCACCCCAUCUCCUCCAUACCCUACCGCAGCCCUGCCGUUGCCAUGACCAUCAGCGGGUGCAUCUGGAUCAGCUCGUUCCUUCUGUCUUUGCCGGUCGCCAUCUCCGCCCAGCUUGAGUCGCUGGAGUGGAAAGGUCCGCAGAUCCUCUGUCGCGAGGACUGGACCCCCCACGAACAGAAGGUCUACAACAUCUACAUCGUCAUCAACAGUUACGUCAUCCCUCUGCUGGUCAGCGCUACUUUCUACGGCCUGAUCGUGCGGAGCCUGCGGGCCCGGGUCAUAGACUACGACGGGCAGAACAACGAGGGGGAGCAGCACGCCCUGCGGAGGCAGAAGAGAGUCACCCGGAUGGUAGCUGUGGUCGUCCUGCUCUUCGCCCUCUGCUGGUUACCUAACCACGUCCUGAACAUGUUAGCUGUGUUUGACAAGAACUUUCCCCUCUCCUACGCAACGUUGUGCAUCAAAAUGUUCGCUCACUGCCUCAGCUACGCCAACUCUGCGGCAAACCCCUUCGUCUACGGCUUCAUGGGCGAGCACUUUCGGCAGAACUUCAAAAAGGCCUUCCCGAGAUGCUUCACGUUGAACCGAGUGGGCGCAGUGGCUCCAAAUGUCGCUCAGUUGGCAACGAUCGAACAGCAGCUAGGGGAACAGGCCGGGGCCAGCCUACCUGCCAACGGUAACGAGUCAAAUCGCCGGCACAAACUUUUACUGCAGCCGACACAUUUGAACCUUCCAGCUGUAGAUACCUGACUCCGAUGACAUGACGUCAUAGUCAUGUAACACGAUUCUUUCCGUCUGCAAACGGACGUGCAUUUUGACCACUACGUAAGAGCCGCCAUCUUUGAAGCAACCAUAAAAUGUCAAGUCUUUUUGCAUUGGUAAAUGAGAACACCAGAUAAUUUUGGAUGAGCUUGAACAAAUUUGCGAACCUUGCAAUCGAAGAUGAGUUGACUGGUUUUCCGUAACGUUAUGACCAAAGCAUAACCACAGAAGGGACCAAAAUAUACUGAAAUCAACAGUGGAGCGCCCGGAUCUUGACUGAUGAGGGUGGAGUAGUUAUCUUGUAUAUAUCUGUAUCUAAAUAUAUAUUGCUAUGUGUAUAUCAUAUGUUGACUAUUUUUGCGAAGAUUGGUGAUACUUUGUCAACGUGGAAACGUGGAAAGCUUGUUGAGUCCAUAUAUAUAUAUAUACAGACCUAUCUAAAUAUAAAGGUACCAGUUCAGUGACGAAAAGUACUGGGUAAUUGUAUCAGUUGAAAUGUACAAGGUUAUUGUACUAGUUGAGUGUUGAAAUGUACUAGGUUAUACUAGUUGAAUGUUGAAGUGAAGCAGGCUAUUAGUACUAGUUGAAUGUUGAAAUGUACUAGGUCAUUGCACUAGUUGGGGUUUGAAAUGUGCACAUAGCAAUUGUACUGGUUCAAUGUUGAAAUACCACGAUUUAAACAGUUGUGAUCUGUAUUGAAUACGUACGUCACGAUAGUUCUAUAAUGUGAUCAUGUGGAUAAAAUAUCAUUCUAAAGAUUACUGUUAUUCCUAUAAAACAUUAUCCAUGAGCUUGCGAUAAACAAGAACUGUGUAUGUUGGGUCGGUAUGAACGUUUACUAAGUAACAUAUCUAUACGGAAAUGUUUCCCUAUCAAGUGAUAUUCCAACAGAUUCUAUUUUAUAUCAACAAAAAAAACUUUCACAACGCUGAAAGUAGAACGGUGACACACUGGACCAGAUUGGCCAACAUCCAAUGAGCUCAUGAACACACAAUAUAUAGAUAAUUGAAAACAUGAGGUGCAAAUUAAACAUAAAUACACUCAUAUUUAACUUUCUCCAUUUUGUAUCUAUGCUUGCCAGAGACGUUGGAGACGACAGAAGACUUGUAUAUUUUUGUCUUGCGGGUUGUCAACUGUGAGCAACAGACAAUAUAGAACUUGAUCUGAAUUUAGAUCUUUGUCACAUGCAAUGCUUGGUUAAAAAAAUCAUGGUUUGAUGCUUAAUAAAUCCACCAAUUUCUUUUACGAUAUGUAAUGCACGCUAUAUGAUUUGCUUUACUUAAUUGCAAUAACAGAUUAGUGCCACACUUUCUGUGGAACUGUUCCCAAGAGACAGGAAACUUCUCGUU